GCAAACUUUAGAUUUUACCAAAUCUGUAGGUUUAUUUUUUUCCAAUAGUUUCUUACAGAAUUCUAUAGGAAAUUGCACUUGGAAAAUAUUCAUCUAUCAAUCCUACACAAAACUAUAGUACAUGUUUUUUAAUGUAUAGUCAUGUGAAAAAAACUACAGUAUGAAUUCGUUGUCCUGCAGCAUUCUAUAAUAUUCUAUAGAAUCCCACAAAAUUCUAUAGAAACCUGUACUUUUUCUAUAGGACUUUUUCAUAAGGGCCGGUCGUGGGAUGAACUGAUACGCACCCUCUGUAAUCUGGUCCCUCUAACCUUUUUCCCCACGCGAGUCAAAUUACGCAUCAUUGAUUAAAUAGGGACCAGCCGAUAAAUGUUUGUUUCAUUAUUGAAUUCACGAUGAGUAAUCGUGAUCAAUAUGUAGUUUCUAUUUAUAAAGUUUUUGAAAAUAAAGAGAGCAGAAUUAAGUGAGCUUAUAAACAUUUAUUAUGAUUAUUAUGGGUAAAUAUUAUUUACAUUUAUCGCGUGGUUUAGACUGUACAGGUAAGAAGUCCCUGUCAGAAAUUCAAGAUGGCGUCAGCUUUGGAAGGACACCUAUUACUAUUACCAAUUAAAGAUGUACCAGUUAUAAUAUUUUAGAAGAAUUAGUGAACAUAUAUAUUUGAUAUAUAUAUAUAUGAAAGAUGUUGGGACCUGUAUUAAUAUUGAUUUUGAGUUUUAAUUAUGGAGUGGAGGCUGCAAUGGUCAAGGGACGUUAUGAAAUGGAUAAAUCUGAAGACUGUUCUCUUGCUGGAUAUCUAGAGAUUCCAGAUGGUCAAGAUAUAUAUAUAAAUGGUAGAUCUACCAGUCCAACAUCCAGUGUUUUACAAUGUACACUGCGCUUUAGAGCCAAAUCACAAGAUUCCUAUAUAAAGAUACAUUUUGCUUCUUAUGCUAUAAACGACUGUAAUGUAGUUCUUUUGAUUGUUGCCAAGGGAGCUGAAGAACAGAGUAAAAGUUAUUCCUGUUCAGAUCCUAUGCCUGGUGAAAUUAUAGCUAAAGAUGGGGACGUCAUUAUGAAGCUUGAUAGAAAGUAUAUAGAUGGUAGAGACUAUAACUUUUUGAUUCUGGUUCAAACUUAUAAACCUGAUCAAGUUUUUAAUGGGCCUAACUCUUCUGAAGUAAAUAUUCCACUAGUAGCUGGAAUAGUGGCUGGUGUUAUUUUCUUUCUUGUCAUACUGGCAGUUAUUUGUAUCUGUUGUUAUCGUAAACGUCAACAUAUCAAGCAAGGACAAGGGGAGUACAAGGUCAGCCUGGAUGAAGAACAAGGCAACAACAGUUACAGUUAUUCUAAUGAAGUGCUUCGAAAUGGAAAUACCUCAAACAAAGAGUUUGAAAGCCCAGUUUCUCAAAAGAAAUUAUUGAGUAAUAGAAAUGAUAAAAAUACUCCUUUAAUAGAUAGCAACAAAUAUGUUGCAGAUGACAUAGUGUUUAAAUUUGAUGAGCUUCACAAAUCAAAUGAACGAUCAGUGAAAGACAACCCAGAUAAACAUCCCAAGUUACCUAAAUCUCCAAUUCUUGAUGCUCUUCAAAAUAAUGCAAAAUUUAGAAAAAAUUUUACACAAAAUGAGACGGAUGCAGAUGAACGAGCUAACAGAAUAUCUGGUUUCACAUCAGAAUCUGUUGGUUCCCAGUCCUCUGUUGAGUCCCCCCCACCACCUCUCCUUCCACCUGCUAAAAAGGUAUCCAAAUCACAGAAACCUUUACGUCAUCAUGCAAGCAUUAGAAGAGCAUAUCGUCAAUCUUCAUCUAAUGAAGAAAUUGGAAGUAUUUCUGCUGAUGAAUAUGAUGAUAAAAAUAUUAAAUUGAUAUGUGAUAAUACUGAUCCACCAUCACCAAGUGAAGUUAUACCGAUUAAAGUUACAGAUCCUCGGGUUGUUGUGUCAAAACCAAAACAUACACUGAGACCUAAUCGUGGUAAAAGUCUGCAAGAUAAAAGAACACAAGUGAAAAAUAAAGAUGCAUUUGUUAGUGAAUAUGUUCAUGCUCCACCACAAAGUGUUUUUCAAAGAAGUAACAGCCAAUGCAAACUAUCAGCCAAGUCACCACGGAUUGGUCGCAGUAGCAAGGGCAGUGAUGGUCAAGACUUGGAUGACUUUGAUUCUUUUAGCCGCCCUGGUACACCAACAAGUGUCAUGUCUCGUGGAAUCUACAGAGACGAAGAUACAGAAUCAUUUUCACCUUUACGUAGAACAGAUUCGCGGCAAUCACUAUAUGCUUCCAGAUCCUCCUUGUAUGGACGCAAAAGUCGAAGGGUACGAAGAAAUUCUUUUGGGGAAUCAGUUUCAACCUAUGCACAUGAUGAUUUGGAUACUUCAAUGUACAGUGAUUUUGUAGAUAGAACAAUGUCAAAGAAAGGCUAUAAUCGUGCAUCUAGAUCUAUGGGUGAUAUUUUUAAUAGAGAAAUGAGAGAAAAAGAGACCCAAACAUUACAUGAAACAGCGACUCAAACUGGUAAAGGACAAGUAACUAUUGCUCAACCUAAAAAAUAUGUAAGAAAUCAAUCUAUGCGAAAAAAAAGUGCUUCUGGAGUAACUGGCAACAACGCAAAAGAUGUUGCAUUAAAGGCAAAACAAAAUGAAACAAAGACAAAAGACAAGGAAAUCACAAUUAAAAUUUUUGAAACACAAGAUAGAGGUGUUGAUGCAAAUCUGCCUUUCAUUGAUCCACCAACAUCUCCUAAAGGAAAAUCCAAACCUAAACCUGUUCCAAGGAAAUCCUUUAAAGGUGCUAAUCAAAGAGAUGAUACUAAUUCUGAAAACAAGAAUGUAGUUGAAAAACCUGUAACAUCCAAUCCCAGCGCAAGCAUGAUUCAACCCCAGUUUAUACCGCCUGUUUUGAUGCAGCCAUAUUAUCAUCCUCCAGGGUCAUCUAUACCAAAUGGUUAUUUAACUAUACAACCUGGUGGCAUAUCACAUAGUGCUCUUCCUGCUCAAUCACCAAGUCAUAUAAACACAGUUUCACAAACACCAUCAACUUUUCAACAUACAUCAGGUAAAUCCAAGUCAAAUUGGGAUCUGCUUUGUUCAAUAACAGAUGCGGAGAAACAGAGAGUCCCAUCGGCGUCAGAUACAACAUCAGUUACAGGAUCUGUGUUUAACAAUAUGAUUGCUUCACCACCAACACCUGAUCAUCAUGCUGUUUACAAUUUAACCUAUUCUUCUGGCUUUGGAGAUGCUUACCAACAAUCAUUUCCACAGGGUUACACUACUAGCCCCCAUUCUGUGCCAAGUAUCAAUGGUAGGUUUACACCCACUGAUACAAGUAGUGGACACUUUACAUUGUUUCGUCCUCAAAAUAUAUCUGAUGGUAAUCAUGGAAGCCCUGUACACAUUCUGCAGUCAUCAAGUUCAGAGACAAAUCAUGACAAUCCCUUGGAAGGUCUAAAACAACUGUCAGAACAAAAAUCAGCCCAUACAACCAAUAAGCAGGAGAGUGUGGUGUAAUUUAUUAUUUGUAAUUGCUAGAAUUAGUUAUCAAAAGGCAUUAUCACUUCCAUCAAGAAAACAGACAGACACAUUUUUAUGUAAUGACAAUAUGCGUUUAGUUGUCCACGUUAGAUACUAGGAGGGUUUUUUUUGUCGUCUAUUUGUUUUUUUUGGUUUUUUUAUGAAGAUAAAUAUACCUCUUGGUUAUUUAUUACUGAUUGGUAAAAAGAGGUUAGAAGGUUUGGUUUUACAACAUUCUUGCAGACAUACUAGUUUGCUUUUCAUCCAUAAAUGUUAGACACUGAGUUAUGUUAAGCAUUGGAGAAAAAGUUGUUAAUAGGUUUUGGUCUUGAAAAGUAUUAGAUAUCAAAGGAAUUGCCCUGCCCCGCCCCACCCAACCCCAUUCAUAAAGGCAGAAUCAGUGAGUUGUAAAUAAUUGGAGUUUUAUAAUGUCGCCAUGGAAAAGGCACUAUAACUCAGGUCAUAAAUUUAUGUAUGAAAAGAAAAACUUUUGUGCCCACCUGUUUAAAGAUGCAUUAUGUAAGAGCUAAAUCUGACUAUUGCAAGUUUUUAUUUUGGCUUCAAAUGUUAUAUAAACUAUUAUUUAGACAUUAAUUCAAAUGACAAGCCUAUAAUCAACUCUCUAGAACAUCAGAUGGUGGAGAUGUAAACGGAUUGAAAUACGAUCGACAUUUAAUGAUUUAAUUUUAAAAUGGAGAAGCGAGGCUGAGUCUCAAUUAACAAGUAGCUAUGCUACAAUAAAAAACAAAUCUUUGCCCCAUUUUGUCAAAACUUCAAACAAUGAUAACAUCGCUCAGAAUAAAGUAAUUUGAAUGAAAUGUUCAAUAUAUCAAUUUUGAAUUAUCUAUUUUGGAACUAUUAUAGCGAUAACUCUCAGCUCUUUAUCUAAAUUUUACAUAAUGUAUCUUAAAAACUCAUCUUUUCAAAAUUGAUAACAAAACCUUGAGUGAGUGUUGUGGAUUUGGCCAUGUAUAAAAUGGUAAUAAAAAAAACAUGGGGAUUAAUCAAUCAUUAGUAGUCUCUGUCAAUUAAUUAGUUAAUUAGUGUCAAUUAAUUAGUUAAUUAGUGUCAAUUAAUUAGAUAAUUAGUGUCUAAAACAACAUUCUACAAAAGUGUAUCUAUUUAAUCUCUUCAAAUAUGAUGUGGUGUCAGAUGUAAUAAAAAGAGCAUACCCUGCCUGAGAACUUAAUAAGAGUGAUAAGGAAUUGGUGGACUAGAGCAGGGGCGGAUCCAGAGGGGGGGUUUGGGGGAUCGACCCCCCCCCCUGCUCAGCUACAUAAAUUUUUUUGUAAAUCAACACUUUUUAUGAGAAAGGUUUCUCGGCCGUGUGCUUUAUCCUUUAUCGUCAGAUUUGGGACAGGAUGGGCACUCAAAGCACGAGAUAAUGAUAUAGACAUUAUGUGAUAUCACAAUUAAUGCUUUGCAUCCAUGAAAUUGAAUCACAGUGUCAUUGUAUUAAUUCAUAAUAAAAAUUGACGUCAAACAA
Messenger RNA from Patella vulgata (common limpet), 4967 nucleotides. RefSeq lists its product as uncharacterized. The transcript has 6 exons. Bases 677 to 3478 code for a protein of 933 amino acids. The record is from RefSeq and is a predicted model, not a curated record. Lineage: Eukaryota; Metazoa; Mollusca; Gastropoda; Patellidae.